Anolis sagrei ordinatus is the source of this 1943-nucleotide messenger RNA. Its product is annotated as phospholipid scramblase 2-like. Gene Ontology annotation, biological process: plasma membrane phospholipid scrambling. The record is from RefSeq and is a predicted model, not a curated record. NCBI's taxonomy places the organism in Eukaryota, Metazoa, Chordata, Lepidosauria, Squamata, Anolidae. Gene Ontology annotation, cellular component: plasma membrane. Gene Ontology annotation, molecular function: phospholipid scramblase activity.
UCUCUCUCCUUUGGGUCGCCUGUUGACGCCUAUUUCCUCGCUGGCCUUCCUUCCCCCGUCCCUCCUGGCUCGCUCUUUUCACCUAAUCUCCACCCCCAGAUCCGCCCUUCCCGUAAACCACCCCUCUCUUCCUUUUGCUUUCCUCUUGAGCCAAACAGAGGGAAGUGGAAAGCAACGAAGCGGAGCAGCAAUUCGAACAAGAAACAAUUUGACACAGAUUCAUAGAAAUGGAUUCAAAGAACGCAGCACCCGGAUACCCUGGACCCCCAACGCAAUAUGGAUAUCCUCAGUAUGCUCCUGGACCAGGCCAAUAUCCACCUGGACCAGGCCAAUAUCCACCUGGGCCAGGUCAAUAUCCACCUGGGCCAGGUCAAUAUCCACCAGGGCCAGGUCAAUAUCCUCCUGGACAAGGACAGGGUUUUGCAGGACAGCCACCCUACCAACCCAUGGGCUAUCAAGGGGCAUAUGGAGCUCCCCCAGUUCAGGGUCAGCCAAAUGGUGCUAUGUGGAUGCCAGCACCACCUCCCCCUGCCAACUGUCCACCUGGACUGGAAUAUUUGAGCCAGAUUGAUCAGAUACUGAUUCAUCAGCAGAUUGAACUCCUGGAAAUCCUCACUGGCUUUGAAACUUGCAACAAAUAUGAAAUAAAGAAUUCUUUGGGGCAAAGGGUGUACUUUGCUGCUGAGGAGUCUGAUUGCUGUACACGCAAUUGCUGUGGACCAUCACGGCCCUUCACAAUGAAAAUCAUGGACAAUAUGGGCCAGGAAGUCAUAGAGCUCCUGAGACCUCUCAGAUGCUCCAGUUGCUGCUUUCCUUGCUGCUUGCAAGAGCUUGAAGUUCAUGCCCCGCCUGGCACACCUGUAGGAUAUAUUAAACAGACCUGGAGUCCCUGUUUACCUAAAUUCACUAUCCAGAAUGCAGCCCGUGAAGAUGUACUUAAAAUUGUUGGACCCUGCAUAGUAUGCAGCUGUUGUUCAGAUAUUGAUUUUGAAGUGAUGUCAAAGGAUGAGAAGAACACAGUCGGAAAAAUCUCUAAGCAGUGGACCGGUUUCGUAAGGGAGGCAUUUACAGAUGCUGACAAUUUUGGCAUCCAGUUCCCACAGGACCUCGAUGUCAAAAUGAAAGCUGUCAUGCUUGGGGCUUGCUUCCUCAUUGACUUCAUGUUUUUUGAACAUGGACAAGAUCGUAACCAGAGAGCUGGCGUCUGGUAACAUGUGGCCUGUACACUGCUUCAGAGGAAAACACUGUGUUAAUUCUGUCCUUGCUUAUCGUAAAUGAAGAUUCUGAUAGUUUUUUUUUUUCAUUUUAAAAAUUGGUAAUGUGGCUACAUCUUUUGCACCUGUAGCAUUUAUUUAUGAAAGCUGCUCUAUACUUGUUUAUAUAACUAUUUUUAUAUGUCCAGUGUAUUCAUAAUAAGAUGGAUCCUUCCUCUUCCAUAUGCAGCGCCAUGGAGCCAUUCCACAUAUUGAAAAAUAUUGUGCCUUGUGACUUUAAAACCAAAGGUUAUGUCUGUGUUUUAUAUGUACAUAUAACAUAAACUUUUAUGAUAUUGCCUCCAGCAGUUUAUUGGAAUCAAAUAGCACCUUACUCUACAGUGCAUAUGGUGUGCAUACAUCUAUAAGGCUCUUUAUCUCUUUCUCUACCUCAUGCAUGCAUGCACACACACACACACAAGUAAAAAUAUUAAACUGAGGGAAAUUGCAGUGACAAUUGUAUGGAGACAUAUAUAGCAGGAGUGUUUAUAAUUAUAUGGCAUUGGCAUUUUUGUCAGUAUGGGAAAGACAUCUUGAAGUCUUGCUCUUACCACAAACUCUGGUGGGAAGGCUUUUAGUUAUUUUUCCUUCAACUUAAAUGAGAGAGGUAGCUCCUCCCCACUAUUUCCAUCCUCUUUCACAUAUUGAGUGAUUUUAUUCAUUUGAGAAUUAAAAACACUUUUUCUAGGA